AUGCUAAUGUCUGUUGUUUUUCUGGCUACGCUAGCCCUGGUGUCUUCAACCCCAUAUUGCCCUAUCGUCGUCGGCCCUUUCGCCGUUGGCCCGUCGAUCGGUGGAAGUUGUGCCUAUAACCCCGGAACUUACUGCGGAUAUGAAGACUAUCUACCUGUCGAAAUAGGUGAUAUACCGGCUUGCUACGCCAUGGCUACCUGUGUGACGCUCAAAAACCCGGUACCUGCGCGCAUCGAUUAUCAACCAGUCCAAAAUGGAAGUGCCUGCCCGGACGGUCAGGCUUGCAUUCAGCUUAAUGGUCAAAAAAAUGCUACGAUGUGG
Molecule: messenger RNA, 321 nt
Organism: Mesorhabditis spiculigera
Lineage: Eukaryota; Metazoa; Nematoda; Chromadorea; Rhabditida; Rhabditidae
Source: the annotation of a GenBank genome assembly